Molecule: messenger RNA, 1125 nt
Organism: Pararge aegeria (speckled wood butterfly)
Lineage: Eukaryota; Metazoa; Arthropoda; Insecta; Lepidoptera; Nymphalidae
Product: formin-like protein 5
Exons: 1
Coding region: 616-1125 (169 amino acids)
Source: RefSeq, a predicted model, not a curated record
AGCCUGACGUCGCCGCAGGCUUCGGACACGCGCACUGGUACAUUUACUGCUGUUGUUCGGUCACAGAGCGCCUCGCGACGCAUGUUCUCGUCCUCUCGGUGACAAGUGACGACCUUUAUACACGCGACGCGAUAUCCUUAUCGAUCACUCGCCCCCCUGUGAAAAGGACCAUCGUUAAAGGAUCAUUUAGUGUUCACAGAUCAUUCUUAAUAAAAGUUAGUGAAAACAAACAUCGGAAAGUGAUAAUAGCGCAGGCGCGUCGCACGCGGACAUGACGAGAGCGGCCAUCUUGCUCGAGGACGCAGUUUCGCCUCGCCCUAGUGUGCAAAUCUGAUCGGAAACCCUAAAAUCAGAAUAGCUGGAAAGGAAAGAUGCGUCGCGGCCCAGGCUCCGCGACGGAGGUCCUCUGAGACCGCACCGCGUCACCGCUAUCGAUCCGGCGGGGCGCGAUGGCGCUCUCGGAGUGAAUGCGGAUAUCGGAACUGUACCGCAGCCUCUGCGAGCCAGCGGGGAGUCGGUCGAGUGAGCGUGCUGGACACACCGUGCGGCAUGUGAGACGUCGCGAUAGCUGCAGAAGGGCGCGCGGGCGGCGGCGGGUCCGGUUGACCGCGCGCCAUGGGCGAGGAGUACGCGCGCUCCCCGUGCGAGCGUUUCCCGGCGGUGGGCGCGUUCAGCGUGGCUCCGCCGGAGCGGCUCAGCCCGCCGCCGCCCGCGCCGCUGCCGGACCGGUUCUCGGCGUCGCCGCGGCGGGUGCGCCGGAGUGCAGAGGCGGAGCGCGCGCGGAGGCCUCGCUACGUGCCGCCCGCGGCGCACGUGCCCGUGGAGCGGUACGUGCCGCGGCCGCCAGCCCCCGUGCGCCCGCCUCCGCCGGUCUACUGCGGGCUGGCGUGCAGGCCUCCACCACCCUCCGCGCGCAAGUGCUGCGGACCUGCGUGUCGGGAGGACAUUGCUGGCUCGCCACCCCCGUCUCGCUACGUGGAGUACGUGGGGGCUGCGGCUGCUCGAAGACUCGCCUGCACUCCCCCACCACCACCGCCUCCAGCUCUUCAGCUACCGUGCGAGCCGCAAGAACCUCCUUGUUGUGUGCAGGCUCGCCGGCGCCCGCAACCUCCACAUGAUUGGUAA